This is a messenger RNA of Actinia tenebrosa (Australian red waratah sea anemone), 2691 nucleotides long. RefSeq lists its product as uncharacterized. Gene Ontology annotation, cellular component: membrane; vacuole. Lineage: Eukaryota; Metazoa; Cnidaria; Anthozoa; Actiniaria; Actiniidae. The record is from RefSeq and is a predicted model, not a curated record. Gene Ontology annotation, biological process: regulation of intracellular pH.
UAACCAAUAUUUAUAUUCGGAUGGCCUUCCUCGUGGAAUUUUAUUUCUGAUAACUAAGCAAAGUCCACAGUCGCUUACGAUCAAGAGACGCCCGGGAGAGACGAAAACUGACUAUAGAUCUUCUGCUCGAUCUGCUCAAGUCUGGAACUUUAAGACCGUGGAGUAGAUUAUCAUUCUUUAAAGAACGCUAACACACCUACAUGUCGAUAAAACAGGUACGGAAAUCCAGAGGCUGUUCUUUAAGUAAARACAUCCAACAUUUUAUGCUAAGUCCUGGCAAAGGGAAUGUCUCAAUCAUUGUUGAACAAUAAGAAUGGAAAGCUUGAAAAGGAAAAUCAAAACAGCACACUCGUGGCCUUUGCUGUGUUUGGGUGUCUUAUCCAUGUAUCAUUCUCGGUAAUCCUAUCUGGUACUCAAGACAUUCUAGCAGGAACGCAUAUUCCAACAGCAAYUUUACUAUCUGUUUCUAUGGUCCCUCAGUUCUUGGUGGAAUCUAUAGCUCCUUACUUCUUAAAGAAAAUACCACAUGUUGUACGAGUGUUAAUAGUUUUUAUCAAUGCCUGUGUUGGCUUUAUCAUCGUAGCAUACGUAAAUCAAGUCUACUGGAAAAUCGCUGGAGUUGCAGUGGUAACUUCAGGUUCAGCAACUGGUCUUAUAAGUAUGGCUUCGAUCCUAUCCUACUUUACACCAUCCGCCACAUCUGCUUUCUCAACAGGGUGUGGUAUAGGAAUAUUUGCAGGGACCCUGUAUUAUACAGCCUUAACCACGUGGUUGUGUGUGUCACCCAACGUAACAAUAGUUGUUCUGUCGCCUCUGUCCAUCCUUUUUCUUGUGUCCUAUUAUAUCAUCGAUCGAAACAAAAACAAUAAAUACCCUGACUCUACAAUCCACAAAGACAUCACCUACACAAAAAUAGAAGACAACGAUACAGACGAAGAAAAAGACGAGGACCCACAACAAGACAGAGAAAAGAAACUAUCAACAAGACACUCAAGGAACAUGACACCCGAUGAUGAAUCCCUAACAAGAAAAGAAAAAUUUCUGGUCAUAGCAAAGUUGUUUUCCCUAACAGUUCUACCUACUUUUUUAACUGUUUUUUCUUAUUUUCUUUUAAAUCAGUCUGUCAUCACGACAAUUGCCUACGAGAACGCUCCCUUUAGACCACGUGAUCACUAUCAAUAUUACGUUUUUGCCUUUACGUCUGGGGAGAUGAUUGGUCGAUGUCACCGCGUUUUGCUUUCUCUGGUCAGCUUACGCUGGAAUUAUACCCCAUCUCGUAAACUGCUGUGGACGUUUUCUGUUAUAGAGAUCUUUUCUUUGGUUUUCUUAAUCUUCGAGUCUUGGUAUCGUUUUUUACCUAGUGUUGCUGUUGUUAUCUUUUUCUGCAUUCUUUCAGGGACCAUUUUGGGCUUAUUGUUUGAGAAUAUGCUUCUAUUGCUUCACGUCACAUUUGAAGGGAAACGGCGCGAGUUUGUCAUGCCAUACGUCAUGUUUCCUUUUUCUGCAGGAUUACUAUCGGCUGCUUUCGUUGGGUUGUAUGUCGAGUCUCGUUUACUGGAACACUGCCUUUCAUUGGUUCAGGAUAGCGCUUACUGUUUCACGAGAUCUCAUUCCUUGAAAGAUGUGACUGUUGGAUGCAGGCAUAAUUAAAUAAUAUUACAACUCCAUGGUUCAGGAUAGUGUUUUCUAUUUCACAAGAUCUUAUUCCUUGAAGGAUGUGCCUGUUGGAUAUACAGGAUUGCUUAAUUUUGCCUGCAGGUAGCCUUAUUGCGUGCGAUUGUAGGGUGGGGCCGUGAUUUCUGAGCGUGUUUGUAGAGUGAUUGGCUUGUGGAAGAUAAAGUUGAACCAACUAAAUGAGUGAAUAAUGUUUAACCAGUUCUGGUUUCUAUGAGUUCUCUGAGACUUCCCAACUCACCUUGCCGAUGUCAAUACACUCACCAUUAUUUAUCAUUCAACAUAGAGGGAAUGGCGGCACACGGAAGCUCACUUAGCCUUCACUAGAUUUAUUCAUAGCGUUCAACGGGACAAUCUAAGGACUCUAGGUCCACAGGAGCACCCCGUACAUACAAAAAAAAAAACAACAAAAAACAAAAAAAACAAACACAAAACAACAACAACAACAAAAACAAAAACAAAACAACAACAAAAAACAUGUAGUACAUGAUGCCACAUGCAAACGGUCGGUAUGUUUUAUAGAGGGGUUUUACACUAUCACUUGACAGCAGCCAUGUUAGAGGUCCGGAACAAUACAAUUGUUUUACAUGAGAAAGAAUUCCGUUCCCGAUAGAAAAGGGAUUCUAUUGUUUUGUCAUCUAACCGCAGGCAGUCCAAGCUGUAUUAUGAGUGCCGGCAGGUGAUGGUGCAAAACCUCUAUUGACGGAAUCGAAAUAGGAUAACCACCUCCAUUUUUGCCGUAACUAAUUCAAAGGAAACUACCAACCAUUCGUCCAGUGAUAGGGAAUCUAAUUUAAAUCAAAGUCAAAGGUUAAAAUAAAAUCGGGGAAAAAUGCAGUGUAAAAUGUUUUUGUGCUACUUUGUUUUCGAUUCACUCGUGUUACCUGGAUCCUAAGCCUCAGCUCAAACGUCGAACUUCACAUGAGCCGAACCUAAUGUCAUCAAGGAAGACCGUUGUUAUUCGUUGUUUCAAUUUGGUUCGGUUCGUGUGAAGUUCCACGUUUGAACUGAACCUAA